Crotalus tigris (Tiger rattlesnake) is the source of this 6174-nucleotide messenger RNA. RefSeq names its product glycerol-3-phosphate dehydrogenase 2 (gene GPD2). Gene Ontology annotation, biological process: glycerol-3-phosphate metabolic process. Bases 894 to 3074 code for a protein of 726 amino acids. Gene Ontology annotation, cellular component: mitochondrion; glycerol-3-phosphate dehydrogenase (FAD) complex. Gene Ontology annotation, molecular function: calcium ion binding; glycerol-3-phosphate dehydrogenase (quinone) activity. The transcript is spliced from 19 exons. The record is from RefSeq and is a predicted model, not a curated record. Lineage: Eukaryota; Metazoa; Chordata; Lepidosauria; Squamata; Viperidae.
GGAAAAGAAGCCCGAUUUGGACGCAUCCUCGCCGCCUCUCCCUCCCUGCCUUUUCUUUAGCAAAGGGAAACUCCAAGUUAAAAUGGCCCACUCGCAGCGCCUCGUGAUCGCGUCCCUUGGAAACGAAUCUGGGUCUUUGAGAGGCGAUUGUGUUGAGGCCCCGGCUGGGUUUUUUUAAAAAUUAUUUUUAGGGUGACUUUCUUGGCAGGAGAGUUGUUUACCGGCUGGAAAUGUCAAGAGCGCCGCAACGGCCUCCCCUUCCAAAAGGCAGCUACUCGAGAACAGGCGGCUGAGUGACUCGCGCGCUCUCCCUCUCUCGGCAUCAACACGUGUGUUGAAAGGGAGGAGCGGGAAGCGCUCGCUCGCUUCCACUCGUUCCCCCCCUCCCCCCAUUACAGCAACUUGCUCCUUUGCAGGCCGGUUAUAGAGGAGGCACGCCUCGAGGAAGCCGGCUGGGGGGAAGAGGAGGAGGAAGAAGACGGGAGACCGCCAAGAGCCCCUAACUUUGCACCCCCGCCCCCUUCUUGUUCAUCCGCGAACUGCGGCAGGGCUCGCACUGCGAGGCCAGGUUUCCCAGAAAAAAAAAAAAAAAAAAUGCAGCCCAGGGGCUAGCUAGAAGCUGCCGGGCUGGCGAGAAGCAAACAAGCUCGGGCGGGAACAGGCGGGUGCAGUGGAAUCGGCGCCUGGAUCGGAGGAACCGGGGUCCCGGAGAAGGAAUCGCGAGGCUAGGAUGAACAGUGGGCAUGAUGGAUUAGGAUAUUCAUGUCUGUCUGGGAUUGAAGACUUGUCUUUGCUGGAAAACUGAAGUUGCUCCCCAGAUGGAAUUAUGGGCUGCUGACGGAAGAAUUGCUGUAUUUUCUGUCACCAUGGUAAUAAUAACUGAGAACUAAAUCAUGGCAUUUCGGAAGGCAGUGAAAGGAACUAUCCUCAUAGGAGGAGGAGCCAUUUCAACUGUUUUUGCCCUCUCACAAGUUUCUCAAUAUAGAAAAAAGGGUCAUCUUGCAUCUGUGGAAGCUUCAGAAUGUAAACUUAAACCAAUGCUAAGCUCCCUUCCAACUAGGGAGAAUCAUUUCCAGGCUUUGAGAGAAACCGCAGAAUUUGAUGUUCUUAUCAUAGGUGGAGGUGCAACAGGAAGUGGUUGUGCAUUAGAUGCUGUUACAAGAGGCCUCAGCACAGCUCUUGUAGAAAGGGAUGAUUUUGCAUCAGGGACUAGCAGCAGAAGUACUAAAUUGAUCCAUGGCGGAGUGAGAUAUCUACAGAAGGCCAUCAUGAAGCUGGAUUUUGAUCAGUAUAGAAUGGUGAAAGAAGCCCUCCACGAACGUGCCAACUUGCUUGAAAUUGCUCCUCAUUUAUCUGCUCCUCUGCCUAUAAUGCUUCCAGUUUACAAGUGGUGGCAACUGCCUUAUUACUGGGUGGGAAUUAAGAUGUAUGACCUUGUAGCAGGAAGCCAAUGUCUGAAAAGCAGCUAUGUGCUUAGCAAAUCCAGAGCUUUGGAACUCUUUCCUAUGUUACAGAAGGACAGACUCGUGGGUGCCAUAGUCUACUAUGAUGGACAGCACAAUGAUGCACGAAUGAACCUUGCCAUCGCCCUCACUGCUGCCAGGUAUGGGGCUGCCAUAGCCAAUUACACUGAAGUGGUGCACUUGCUGAAGAAGACGGAUCCAGAGAGCGGGAAAAGCCGGGUUUCUGGAGCAAGGUGCAGGGAUGUUCUAACAGGGCAGGAAUUUGAUGUCAAAGCCAAAUGUGUUAUCAAUGCUACAGGACCUUUCACAGAUUCUGUGAGGAAAAUGGAUGAGCGGGAAGUACCAAACAUCUGUCAACCAAGUGCAGGUGUUCAUAUUGUGAUGCCCGGCUAUUACAGCCCUGAUAAUAUGGGACUUCUUGACCCAUCUACUAGUGAUGGACGAGUGAUUUUCUUCCUGCCAUGGCAAAAGAUGACCAUUGCUGGCACUACUGAUACUGCAACUGAAGUUACCCAUCACCCGAUACCUACAGAAGAAGAUAUCAACUUCAUUUUGACAGAAGUACGCAACUAUCUUAGCUGUGAUGUUGAAGUGAGGAGAGGAGAUGUUCUGGCAGCAUGGAGUGGAAUUCGUCCCCUUGUGACGGAUCCCAAUUCUAAAGAUACACAGUCCAUAUCUCGAAAUCAUGUGGUGCAUGUUAGUGACAGCGGCCUUGUGACUAUCGCAGGUGGGAAGUGGACAACCUAUCGCUCAAUGGCCCAGGAUACCAUUGAUGUUGCAGUAAAAACUCAUAACCUUCAGGCUGGUUCCUGUAGAACUGUAGGAUUGCUCCUGCAGGGUGCAGAGGGUUGGAGCCCUACCCUUUAUAUCCGCCUGGUUCAAGAUUAUGGACUUGAAAAUGAGGUUGCUCAACAUCUUGCAAAUACAUUUGGGGACAAGGCUUUUGAAGUGGCAAAAGUAGCCCAGGUAACUGGGAAGAGGUGGCCUAUCGUUGGGAAACGUCUUGUCUCCGAGUUUCCAUAUAUUGAGUCAGAGAUCGAGUAUGCCAUCGGUGAAUAUGCUUGCACUGCAGUGGACAUGAUUGCUCGUCGCACUCGCCUGGCUUUUCUGAAUGUCCAAGCUGCCGAUGAAGCCUUACCGAGAAUCAUUGAGAUAAUGGGCAAGAAACUGAAAUGGAGUGAACAGAAGAAAAAGGAAGAGCUUGCGACUGCACAAAAGUUCCUGUACUAUGAAAUGGGCUACAAGGCAAAGUCGGAGCAACUGACAGAUCAGAGUGAAAUCACUUUAUCCCCAGGAGAUAUUGACAGGUACAAAAAAAGAUUCCACAUGUUUGAUAAAGAAGGCAAAGGUUUUAUUACUAUAUUGGAUGUGCAGCGUGUGCUAGAGAGCAUCAACCUUCAAAUUAAUGAAAGUGCACUCCAUGAGAUUUUGAAUGAAGUGGAUUUGAACAAAAAUGGGCAGGUUGAACUCAACGAGUUUUUGCAACUCAUGACUGCUAUUCAGAAAGGAUAUGUAUCUGGAAGCCGGCUUGCCGUACUUAUGAAAGCAGCUGAAGAAAAUAUUCAUCAGCGGGAAGUGAUUUCAGUGGACCGGAGUUGUGGUGGACUGUGAGUUGGGAGGUGGAGGGGCUUACAGCUAUAAAAAGGGGCGCCCCCUGGUUGCCUCUUUCAAUGCUGAAAAACAUUCCACUGCUUUCAGAUGUUUCUGCUUCUCCUCACUCUGAGCGACUGUGUGCAGAAAGUCACAUUGUACAGCUCUCCUUUUUACAUUUGUGUGAAGAGUCUACUUGACUGGCGGCCUGUUGAAAUGGCUUUCUCUAGCAUCCAUGCCAAACAAGACGAUGAAAAGAAGAAAUAGUCCAUCUUCCCCCCCUCCCCCCCCCCGGGCUAAUCCUGGGAGAUGAACACUCAAGCCAUGGCAAGGGAUCCAUGUGACAACCAGACAUGAAUGUAGAUUUCUUUUUUGCAAAAAUAAUUCGUCUUCUACGUUAAUAGGGUCCUCUCUCCAUUCCCUUUCUGCCUUUUGAUACAUUAACCAGGCAAAAGUGGACGAUGCCAGCAUGCCUUUAGUAUCUUAAAAAUGGACUUUUUUUGUUAAAUGUCCAAAUACUUUUUUUCCCUCCCCAUCCUUUCAGAGAAGUACAUUGUGCUAAAUAUUCAUUGCUUGCCUAGAACUUUGGUACAAACAUUUUUUAUAAUGGCCACAGUCUAUUAAAAAGCGCACACCAUAAAAAUGAGUGAUUUAUCAUGGAGGAGAGUGCUUGCAUUUAGAAUUUUCGUAGACUGUAUUCCAAAAUAGAAGUAUAAUGUCCAACCAAGGAAUUGCAGUGAUACAAUUGUAUUUUAAUAAGAGGAUAUGCAGGGCCUAAUUCUUCAAAAGUGUUCUAAACCCAAAAAAGCCAGCAUAAAAUAGAAAAUAAACAUAUCAAAUGGUGCUUUUUUACUUUACAGUAGAAAGAAGGAAGCCAUUCCUUCCCUGGUACAUUUUGUGUAUAGAAAAAAAAAAGAGCUAAAUCCUGUAUCAUGUGGGUGGUUUUGGUUUGCUCUGAAAUUUUCAUAAGAAAAAGGUUUCUGAAAUCUUAUUUUAUUUGUGGUAGGUGCCCCAUAACUCCUCAGAAAAAUAGUGAAGAAAUAUUAGGCAAGAUUACAUUACCUUCUUGCUAGGAUUGCUGGUUCAGUUUUAGACUAUUUAGGCUAUUUUCUAAAAAAAAUACUUUUACAUAUUAUUUAAAAUGAAUUUAGGUGAAAAAAAUGCUUCCAGAUUACAAUGAUAAAUUAAUAGCAAAAUCAGUAAAAGGUAUGCCCUUUUCUAUUUAGAAAAUAAAAUUACAGCAAAGUACAAACCUAAAAGGAACAAAGUCAUGUUACCGUGGAAAUUUUGCCUUUGUAUCUCUGAUGGCCUUGCUCAUUUGUUGUUUGUUACAGGUUUUAAUAAUAAUAUUCCAAUGCAAUUUAUAGAUCAGUAAGAGUUGUAGUACUUAAACUUGCAGAUCCAAAUUCUGUCAUUUACUUAUAUUAGUGUUUCAGUGCUGUGCAUUUCUUCACUCUUCAGAGCAAUCUAUAGGAAAGGGCCAUUUAUAAAAAUAAAGUUAAAAUUCAGAUUUACUCUAUAUUCAAAAUUUGAGUAUAUUAAGGGCAUCUCUUGCUAGAAGUAGACAUUGCCCUGCCCAGUCCAGCCUAGCCCAGCCGUUAGCAUGAAGCACUCCUAUUUUCUAUUUGGAAAUUUAGACAGCAUUGAAGGAAAGGAGCAAGGUCUUCAUAAAGGAUAUUAAAAGGUAGAAUUCUAAAAUGCCCUCUAGCAAAAUUCUCUGCAGACCAUUUCCCAUGUAAGUUACCGUUAUGAUCAAGAAAUGUCAAUCCUGUGUUUUAUAGGUUAAGAGUAGAGAUGGAAGCCAAAGCAAGAAUCUCCUCCUCUUUAGGCCUGGAGCACUUCAGAAUGACUUGGAAUACAGGCCUAAACUGGGCCUGCAUUUGACAGUAGGAGAUCUCUCUUUGAGCACAAAGAGUUGGGGUAUCUUUGUGGUAGAUCUUUCUCCUCCUCCCCUACCUCCCAUCACCAACAUAUAUUGGAUGAUUUUUACAUAGCACUUUCAGCUCGUUCCAUUUUCCUUUGACCAAAAAAUGCCAAACCUUAACAAAAAGCUAUUAUAAAUAACUCUUCUAAGAUUGCUGAAGUGUGGAGAGGUCCAGAAAAACAGUUGAGAUGCCGGUCAUUACACAUUUAAUUAAUAAUGGAUGCAACAUUUUUCAGUGUUUGGGGCAAAAGAUUAAUGGCAGAUAUAUGGAUCCAAGUGCAUCUUGUCCAUGUGAAACAUUGAGGGUUAAGCAAACACCCAAAAUAUAGUGAGGCUGAGGAUCAUAGGGCUGAUAUAUACCAAGGCUAUCUAUCACAGUUCUUAGCAAAGAGUUUUAAUGAGCAUUUGCGUGCACACCUUUAGAAAUAGACUUCUCUGAUAACCAGACAUUGGCGUAAUGUCUAAUGUUUGUCCUAAACCCAGCAAAGGUCUCUUCACAGGGUCUGCCAUGUUUUCCUAUUGAUGCCAUUACACCAUGAUCAAGAAGCCAUGAUUUCUUUUACGCAUUGCCUGCAUAAAACUAGUUGAACUCUAGGAAAUGUUUUAGCCAACACACCCCUCGGCUUCCUAUGGGAAGGGAAAAUUUUAUUCCCCCACAUCAUUUUAUACAUUUGCUCACUUCAGUUAAAAGUAGACUCUUGGAAUUACUUGGUUUCUCUGUGAUAGUAUUUCUUUGUAUAUUUGGAAGGGAAUAUACAUGAAUGUAUAGGAAGCACAAAGCUCUUUUUUGUAUAACAGUAAUUUGGUGUGAUACUGAUGUACAAUUGUUUUGAAAACAAAGAAAUACAGGAGCAGGGUGUUCUGUAGUGGUUGUGUGUGGGGAUGAAUAGGUAAGCACACAUUUAUCUAUGCAUAUAUGCAUAUGUAUACAUAUACAUAUACCGCAUGUUUUUCCAUCUGGCACUUUUAUGUAUUGUGCUGGGUUAUUGUUCAGGAUUGGACUGCUAAAUACUGUGUUUGAGGCUGGGUUGUCAUUUUUAUAACUGUCUUGGUGUUUUAUUGCCAUUAUUUAUUACUUUUGAUAUACAGAAUGAGCUGCAUGCAUUUAUAGAGCAAUAAGAGGAUGUAUUUAAUGUGCCUUGUUUUUAACUGAAUAAGAUCUGAAAGCAUGAAUCAAUAAAACUGAUUAAAAUGGUC